Serendipita indica DSM 11827 is the source of this 1152-nucleotide messenger RNA. The record is from the annotation of a GenBank genome assembly. Lineage: Eukaryota; Fungi; Basidiomycota; Agaricomycetes; Sebacinales; Serendipitaceae.
AUGAGUUUCCUCACUGGCACGGUUGCGGGGGCUGUAUUGGCAGGAGGAGUCUAUUACUCGUUUUCGUACAGACUCCGUACAGGCGUCAUACAGUACAAGUCGAGACUUCAUGAACUCUCCGAGACAAUGUCGAAUCCUCAAGCUGGUCUCGUUGUCCCUCCAACAGCAGCAGAGAGAAUAGCACCGCCUCCGUUUGGUGCUCUUGUCAAAGCAAAGUGGAAUGAGCAGGUCGAGAGCAUCUUUAAACGAAAUCCUUCGUAUCUAAUUCUUGGCUUCUUCUUAUCGGAAAUUCCUUGCGAGCAACACUUUUACGUCGAACCUAUGGACUCCAAGGCAGCAAGUCCCUCCCCGCUUGCUCAAUUACGAAGCAGAGCGGUCAGAGGAACCUACUCUCGUGAAGCUCUAAAGGAGAUUUUCAAGGCGUCGCCGAUGGCUCACUGCGCCUACCUUCAUCCCGGGAAUGGGCUCGCAGGACCCGACGGGGAAGAGCGUCCACGCAUAAUUAACCUCCCUCUCUUGGUGGUCCUUAGAGAGUACGCAUCGACCUCGGAGGAUGUCGACUCGGCUCCGAACAAUGGCGAACUCGUUGCUUAUCUUCAUAGCUAUUACGGCUCUCGGCUAGUUCAAGCCAUCAAGGCAGGCUUGGAUUCACUGACCAUAUCGACUACCAAGAUAGAUGGACUCGUUCUCGGUUCAACUCCGAGAAAUCACUCUGUCAACUACCGCUCAGCCUGCAUCUACGGUCACAUGCCCUAUCUUGUCCCAAAUACGCCCUCCGGAGUUGCUGAGAAACUAGUUGCGCUCGAGGCUGUCGUCAAUGAUGUGACCGGCUACGACCGUACAGCCUUUAUCGGGAGAACAGAAGAGACAGAAGCAAAGAAGACGGCCGUAAUUCGCGUGCGUAUCGAAGAUGCGAGUUGCAAACAGCGUAUUGGAGGCGAAGAAGGAGACCUCCCGCCAACUGAAGACGAAGGAGAAUCGGCGACACAUGGAUUUACUGGAGUCGUGCCCUGUUGGACUCAGUUUGGGACAGCAAGAGGCAUUGGUCAGCAUCGCGAGCAACUCAACGCGGAAAUGGCACGCCAGAGUGAAGUUGGGAAACAGUAUGCUCACGAUGUUGCAUAUGCGCGAACAAAGCUGGACGGUCGAUAA